AUGAGCUAAUUGAAUGGUUCUUUAAUUAUGAGAACUGCUUAUCUGUAAACCAGAUUCAUUGCUUAAAAAUUGAAUUCUUCUUCAAGGAUAGAACAAAAUUAAAUGUAAACAUCCUAAAAAGCAAAAUUUAAUAAUCCAAAACAGAAAAAAUCAUAAAUUAAUUUCAGAUUUGAUCUGAAAAAUUUUGAAUUUUCAGAAGUUUUGAAUCAGCAAAACUAUUUAGGUGAAAAGGUAUUUGGGGAAAUAUAAGUUUCUGGCAGGAUGAUUUAUUCGUAUGAAAUAGGUAUUUUUUCCUAUUUAUUUUGCAGCAAAGAGAUAUAUUCAUCUUCCGAGAUGA
Messenger RNA from Paramecium pentaurelia, 337 nucleotides. Lineage: Eukaryota; Ciliophora; Oligohymenophorea; Peniculida; Parameciidae. The record is from the annotation of a GenBank genome assembly.